Symphalangus syndactylus (siamang) is the source of this 6072-nucleotide messenger RNA. RefSeq names its product nuclear factor of activated T cells 2 (gene NFATC2). Gene Ontology annotation, biological process: calcineurin-NFAT signaling cascade; regulation of transcription by RNA polymerase II; cytokine production. Lineage: Eukaryota; Metazoa; Chordata; Mammalia; Primates; Hylobatidae. Gene Ontology annotation, cellular component: transcription regulator complex. The record is from RefSeq and is a predicted model, not a curated record. Gene Ontology annotation, molecular function: DNA-binding transcription factor activity, RNA polymerase II-specific; transcription factor binding; RNA polymerase II cis-regulatory region sequence-specific DNA binding.
CAGCAGAAUCUGAGGUAUAAAGAGAAUUCCUAAAGUGCUGACCAACCCAUUUUAUUUUUAUAAAAAUGUCUUCUUUUUUUUUUGUAAUGCUUUCGAAGGGGUUGGGGACUACUGCGUUCAAGUUGUUGUAAAAUAGAGUAACUAGGGCAGGGUUGUCACUGAAAAGAUUGUUCUUUCAAUAAUAACCCAGUAGGCCCCAUUUACUGAGUAUUGAUUCUGUGUGUCUUGGGCUUUGCAUAGGUUAGGGAAACCGACAGACUUGUAUCAUCACCAUCGUCAUCACCCCGUGUCACACAUGAGGACAUGGAGUUUCCCCAAGUCUCACAGCCGGGGGUGGGAGUGGAUCUGGAGUCCCCUAACCCCGUGCUACCCUCUGUUGACUGAGACCUGGAUCUCAGUGUAGAGUUCUUGCUUGGUGGGGCAAAGAGGAGGGCUGAACUGGCCUCCCCAGCAAUCUUGUCCUACAGUUUUCGGGAGUGGCCAGAGAUUUCUCCACAUAUUCAUAGGGCCUACCUAUUGGAAGAGCCGAAUGCACAUAAGGUCGCCAGCCCACCCUCCGGACCCGCAUACCCCGAUGAUGUCCUGGACUAUGGCCUCAAGCCAUACAGCCCCCUUGCUAGUCUCUCUGGCGAGCCCCCCGGCCGAUUCGGAGAGCCGGAUAGGGUAGGGCCGCAGAACUUUCUGAGCGCGGCCAAGCCAGCAGGGGCCUCGGGCCUGAGCCCUCGGAUCGAGAUCACUCCGUCCCACGAACUGAUCCAGGCAGUGGGGCCCCUCCGCAUGAGAGACGCGGGCCUCCUGGUGGAGCAGCCGCCCCUGGCCGGGGUGGCCGCCAGCCCGAGGUUCACCCUGCCCGUGCCCGGCUUCGAGGGCUACCGCGAGCCGCUUUGCUUGAGCCCCGCUAGCAGCGGCUCCUCUGCCAGCUUCAUUUCUGACACCUUCUCCCCCUACACCUCGCCCUGCGUCUCGCCCAAUAACGGCGGGCCCGACGACCUGUGUCCGCAGUUUCAAAACAUCCCUGCUCAUUAUUCCCCCAGAACCUCGCCAAUAAUGUCACCUCGAACCAGCCUCGCCGAGGACAGCUGCCUGGGCCGCCACUCGCCCGUGCCCCGUCCGGCCUCCCGCUCCUCGUCACCUGGUGCCAAGCGGAGGCAUUCGUGCGCCGAGGCCUUGGUUGCCCUGCCGUCCGGAGCCUCACCCCAGCGCUCCCGGAGCCCCUCGCCGCAGCCCUCAUCUCACGUGGCACCCCAGGACCACGGCGCCCCGGCUGGGUACCCCCCUGUGGCUGGCUCUGCCGUGAUCAUGGAUGCCCUGAACAGCCUCGCCACGGACUCGCCUUGUGGGAUACCCCCCAAGAUGUGGAAGACCAGCCCUGACCCCUCGCCGGUGUCUGCCGCCCCAUCCAAGGCGGGUCUGCCUCGCCACAUCUACCCGGCCGUGGAGUUCCUGGGGCCCUGUGAGCAGGGGGAGAGGAGAAACUCGGCUCCCGAAUCCAUCCUGCUGGUUCCGCCCACUUGGCCCAAGCCGCUGGUGCCUGCCAUUCCCAUCUGCAGCAUCCCAGUGACUGCAUCCCUCCCUCCACUUGAGUGGCCGCUGUCCAGUCAGUCAGGCUCUUAUGAGCUGCGGAUCGAGGUUCAGCCCAAGCCACAUCACCGGGCCCACUAUGAGACAGAAGGCAGCCGAGGGGCUGUCAAAGCUCCAACUGGAGGCCACCCUGUGGUUCAGCUCCAUGGCUACAUGGAAAACAAGCCUCUGGGACUUCAGAUCUUCAUUGGGACAGCUGAUGAGAGGAUCCUUAAGCCGCACGCCUUCUACCAGGUGCACCGAAUCACGGGGAAAACUGUCACCACCACCAGCUAUGAGAAGAUUGUGGGCAACACCAAAGUCCUGGAGAUCCCCCUGGAACCCAAAAACAACAUGAGGGCAACCAUCGACUGUGCGGGGAUCUUGAAGCUUAGAAACGCCGACAUUGAGCUGCGGAAAGGCGAGACGGACAUUGGAAGAAAGAACACGCGGGUGAGGCUGGUUUUCCGAGUUCACAUCCCAGAGUCCAGUGGCAGAAUCGUCUCUUUACAGACUGCAUCUAACCCCAUCGAGUGCUCCCAGCGAUCUGCUCACGAGCUGCCCAUGGUUGAAAGACAAGACACGGACAGCUGCCUGGUCUAUGGCGGCCAGCAAAUGAUCCUCACGGGGCAGAACUUUACGGCCGAGUCCAAAGUUGUGUUUACUGAGAAGACCACAGAUGGGCAGCAAAUUUGGGAGAUGGAAGCCACGGUGGAUAAGGACAAGAGCCAGCCCAACAUGCUUUUUGUUGAGAUCCCUGAAUAUCGGAACAAGCACAUCCGCACACCUGUAAAAGUGAACUUCUACGUCAUCAAUGGGAAGAGAAAACGAAGUCAGCCUCAGCACUUUACCUACCACCCAGUCCCAGCCAUCAAGACGGAGCCCACGGACGAAUAUGACCCCACUCUGAUCUGCAGCCCCACCCAUGGAGGCCUGGGGAGCCAGCCUUAUUACCCCCAGCACCCGAUGGUGGCCGAGUCCCCCUCCUGCCUCGUGGCCACCAUGGCUCCCUGCCAGCAGUUCCGCACGGGGCUCUCAUCCCCUGACGCCCGCUACCAGCAACAGAACCCAGCGGCCGUACUCUACCAGCGGAGCAAGAGCCUGAGCCCCAGCCUGCUGGGCUAUCAGCAGCCGGCCCUCAUGGCCGCCCCGCUGUCCCUUGCGGACGCUCACCGCUCUGUGCUCGUGCACGCCGGCUCCCAGGGCCAGAGCUCAGCCCUGCUCCACCCCUCUCCGACCAACCAGCAGGCCUCGCCUGUGAUCCACUACUCACCCACCAACCAGCAGCUGCGCUGCGGAAGCCACCAGGAGUUCCAGCACAUCAUGUACUGCGAGAAUUUCGCACCAGGCACCACCAGGCCUGGCCCGCCCCCGGUCAGUCAAGGUCAGAGGCUGAGCCCCGGUUCCUACCCCACAGUCAUUCAGCAGCAGAAUGCCACGAGCCAAAGAGCCGCCAAAAACGGACCCCCGGUCAGUGACCAAAAGGAAGUAUUACCUGCAGGGGUGACCAUUAAACAGGAGCAGAACUUGGACCAGACCUACUUGGAUGAUGUUAAUGAAAUUAUCAGGAAGGAGUUUUCAGGACCUCCUGCCAGAAAUCAGACGUAAAAGAAGCCAUUAUAGCAAGACACCUUCUGUAUCUGACCCCUCGGAGCCCUCCACAGCCCCUCACCUUCUGUCUCCUUUCAUGUUCAUCUCCCAGCCCGGAGUCCACACGCGGAUCAAUGUAUGGGCACUAAGCGGACUCUCACUUAAGGAGCUCGCCACCUCCCUCUAAACACCAGAGAGAACUCUUCUUUUCGGUUUAUGUUUUAAAUCCAGAGAGCAUCCUGGUUGAUCUUAAUGGUGUUCCAUCCAAAUAUUAAGUGCCUGCUGACCAAAAGCACAUUCUGCACAAGACAGGACACUGGAACUCACCUGAGAACAGAGUGACUGGAGCUUGGGGGGAUGGGCGGGGGACAGAAGAUGUGGGUGCUGUGAUUAAACCCCAGCCCUUGCGUUCGUUUUUCCAGGUCACAGAUACAGCUCCUGUACCUUUUGAAGGAAAGGAGUUCUCAGAGCAACCAAAGGAACGUGACCCAAGAGCCCAGCUUACAGGCUGAAGAAACCCAAAACCCUCAAUAGAGACAGAAACUGAACUGUCAGUCCUUAGAGCUCGCCCAGUCCAUGCCACAACUGGGCCACAGCUAAAGCUUUAUUUUUGAAUUCUCAUUCCAAAACCAAACUGUCCUGCCCAGACAAGAUCACCUGUUAAGACUUCUUGGCGUUAAGUUAUGACAUGUAUACGCGUUUGUUAUUAUUAUUUUUUCUGCUUUAAAAGGCUAGCCAGGGCACCUAGCACUGGGGCUGUCUUGGCGAGCUGUUCUUUAACCCCUGCAGCACACAGUCCUGCUAACACAAUUUCCAUAGACUUGGGGGGCUGACCCAGGCUGCAGAGAGCAAGCACCUGUCUGCUGCAGCUGUACAACCUGGAUGCUUUGCGAGGUUCCGGCUUGCUUUCUUCCUAGCAGCCAGAGUGCUUUUCCGUAAAGCAGUGAAGAAUCUCAAGCAUGUGCAUUUCAUUGAGGAAUAGCAGAAGAGCUAAAGUAACCAAGAAAAGAAGUGCGGGUAUUUUUGUUAAGUAAAACAGCCCAAGUGCUUCUGGAGGUGGGUUUCUACCAAGAUAGAGGAAAAGGGCUGAAUUCCCUCUAUAUCCUAAAUUCAAAGUGGGACAGUCGAGCUCGGGAUGCGCUUCCCAGCUUCAUUGGUUAAUUUGACCUGAACCUAUUUAAAGAUCCCUUCUGCCCCUGAAGACCUAUCCGCACUAGAAUUCUAACAUGAAGAAAUCUACUCGAAUGCAUCCUUUACUUUGAAUGAGCUCUGUUCGGUUGCAUGUUAUAUGUGAUUUCCUUCCUCCCAACUGUUUCCACUGAGUGCACCCACAGUCUCCCCUAGUCUUCCUCUGUGGGUGUGAUUUUUGUGAUUUUUACAAACAAAACCCUUGAAGUUCUUGGCAGAUGUGUUUCUGUUUGCAUGUACUGCAGAUACCCCAGGACAAGCGGGGGAUUUAUUUUUCAGCCAUUCAGUUGUUUCCUCAACAAAGUGAAAAUAUUCUUAGCACUCAGACUGUACUUAGAGUGUUUUCUCAGUCCAGUCUGUAGGAAGAAGGCCUCAGAAGAAAGUCGUGGCCACUCAGUGCCCACUGUGGGCUUUGUAAGUCCUGGCUCUCCCGUCAAGGUUACCCAGGGGUAAAAGCUUCCUGGGAGUGGGGCCAGGUGUGCCUGGCACUCCAGAUAGAAGACAAAAUGCUCAGAUUCCUGAGUGGGGCCAGGUGUGCUUGGCACUCCAGAUAGAAGACAAAAUGCUCAAAAUGCUCAGAUUCAGGCCUGUGCACUUGUUUGCAACCUGUUGGUCAAUACGUAGCGUUUAUUUUUCCCUAACAAUGAACGACCUUUCCCUCACCCACCCUAAGCUCAAAGACUUUAGCAAAAUUCUCUUUUAAAUAAACAGAAUGCCAGUAAGAGGUUGACCCCUACCAUAGAACUUCUGGGAUGCUAAAUACUUCCUCACGAACAAAAUAAGUUCUUAUAUAAGUUCCUUAUACUAGCAGCUUCACCUAAAGAAUUUUCUCUCCAGCAAUAUUGACUUCACUGGGGAAAAGCCAGGAGUGUGUGGUGAGUGAUUAGUUCUCACUUGACCUGGCUAGGACUGGCUAGGAGCCAUCUUUUGUACAUGAGGGAAUUUGGGCUUUCCUCAGUUAUCUGAAUGUUUUACCCAAGUGCCUUCCUGCUAUUGUAGCAAAGUAGCUCAGCUUCCUUGUCCACAGGGUGAAAAAGGACUAAUGCAUUUUCCAUCAGUUUUCUAACUAUGUUAGCAAAAAGGGCCUCCUGGUAGCUCAACCUCCUAUACGCAUGUGUGUGUGUAAUACACACACAAAUAAACCCCUCUGUUUUUCUAAGACAUCUUAGCUGGAUAUUAUAGGAAGCACUUUCAUAAACAACUGUACCAAAUCGCAAAGGAAAGAGAAACAAAAGCAUUAGAUUUGAGACAUAAACAGGCAAGAGAAAGUGUAUUAGGAACUGACAGCUAUCAAGGAAGUUUUGUCAGUUACAAAAGCUAGGAGGAAAUUUUGCCAAGAAGGAUGGCUCAUGAAAUAUUUCCAUUAUGGGAAGAGGCAAUAAGAUCCUCUAAGAGAAUGAGAAAGUAGGGGUGUCUAAAUGGUAAAGAUGGGUGUGUUGCACGUGUGUUAGAAGGAUCUCAGUUAAGUGAAGGUUUGCACUUGCUACAUCUAAGUUAAUGUAAAUAGGUAGCACUCUGACAGGUCUACCAUGUUUUGCUGAAUGUAGUAUAUUUGCAAAGUUUGCAAGUCUUCCUGUAUUGUACAAAAAUGCUGCUGCUUGAUAAUAUGUAUAGCAAUCCAGAUUAGUAUGUUAUUAAAUUUUAUUUUCUUACCUGUAUUUUUAUGCUUUUUACCUGUCCUCAAAAUAUUACACCCCUGUUGGAAUUAGAUUUAUAUUUAUAAAUGGUCAUAAA